GAGAGCCUGCAAUCUCCUCCCUGAAUCGCGCACAGCGCUGCAGAUCCCAGUGCUCGGAAUUGCGGGCCGAAUGCAGGUGAGGAAAGGCACGGACUCUGCGGCUGCGAACCCAAACUUGGGCACCGCGCGGUGCGCACGGCUCAGCCUUCGCCCCCGCGGGCGAACGGCUGCUGCGGUUUCAGGCGGCGGCUUCGUGACUAAUGACCUUGCGCAGAGUUGUUAAGAAAAAAAGAGAAACCCGAGCUCUUGGGGGUGAGAAGGGACUGACUCUCUGGGCGUCUCUGAAGAUGGCUCGGGCUGCUCUUCGGCGCGCGGGGGGGACCCGGACGCGGACCGCUGUGUGACGCGAGUGGUCUCCACUGCACGGUGCCCGAAGCGACCUGCCAGGGAUUCUUCAUUCUCGAUCUGUUGACUGGCUCCCCCGCUGCCAGAGCGGAGUCAGAGUUCAGACUGGCUUGUUGCUGGCCCCAGCGCCUCGUGCAGGAAGCAACUCACGUUUGCCUGGGCAGCCGGAGCAGAAGCUGGGUCUGGAGUGAGUGGCUGGAACGUGAAUUGGACUCAACUCGAGUAGCAGCAAAGACGAACGGGGUUGGCAGGCGGGGGAGGCUGCAGGCUUGUUCCCCGCCGCUUCCCGGCUCCACCGCCCGCCUGCCGGAGCGGUUCCGGCCCCAUCCGACAGAGCGGGGACGGGAGCUCGGGAUCCUCCGCCCGCUGCGGGGAUGACUUUGGGGGGGGCGCCGAGUCCGCGGCGCGCAGUGUCCCGUGAACUGUGAGUACUGCGACUGAACGGCGGCCGGCGAGCGGGCGAUUAGCACCCAUUGCAUGAAUUAUGAAACAAUAACUUUCAGAAGAAGCAGAAGGAAAAAAAAAAAGAAGAAGAAUUUAUCGCUGGUCCCCCUGGCCGACUCCGCACGGUGCUCUUGCCCCCUCCCUCCUCUCCCUCCUUUCCCGGAGAGAGAAGAAGAUUGUGAGGAGGGCAGGCGGUCGGCCCCGUAGGAGGGGGGCGCCGAGGGGGCUGUGAUUAGAAGGAGCAGUAGCAGCAGCAGCAGGAGAAGAUGCUGAGGAUGCGGACCGCGGGAUGGGCGCGGGGCUGGUGCCUGGGUUGCUGUCUCCUCUUACCGCUCUCGCUCAGCCUGGCGGCCGCCAAGCAACUCCUCCGAUACCGACUGGCCGAGGAGGGCCCAGCGGACGUCCGCAUCGGCAACGUCGCCUCGGACUUGGGCAUCGUGACCGGCUCGGGUGAGGUGACUUUCAGCCUCGAGUCGGGCUCGGAGUACCUGAAGAUCGACAACCUCACCGGCGAGCUGAGCACGAGCGAGCGGCGCAUCGACCGCGAGAAGCUGCCCCAGUGUCAGAUGAUCUUCGACGAGAACGAGUGCUUUCUGGACUUCGAAGUGUCGGUGAUCGGGCCCUCGCAGAGCUGGGUGGACCUGUUCGAGGGUCGGGUCAUCGUACUCGAUAUCAACGACAACACGCCCACCUUCCCGUCACCCGUGCUCACGCUCACGGUGGAGGAGAACAGGCCGGUGGGCACUCUCUACCUGCUACCCACCGCCACUGACCGUGACUUCGGCCGCAACGGCAUCGAGCGCUACGAGCUGCUCCAGGAGCCCGGGGGCGGUGGCGGCGGCGGCGGCGGCGGCGGCGAGGGCCGGCGUGCUGGGCCUGCCGACAGCGCCCCCUACCCCGGGGGCGGCGGGAACGGCGCGAGCGGCGGCGGCCCCGGCGGCUCCAAGAGGCGGCCGGACACACCAGAGGGCGGCGGCGGGACCAAUCCCGGUGGCCGCAGCAGCGUGUUCGAACUGCAGGUGGCUGACACCCCGGAUGGCGAGAAGCAGCCACAGCUGAUCGUGAAGGGGGCGCUGGAUCGGGAACAACGCGACUCCUACGAGCUGACCCUGCGGGUGCGCGACGGUGGCGACCCGCCUCGCUCCUCUCAGGCCAUCCUGAGGGUGCUCAUCACCGACGUGAACGACAACAGUCCCCGUUUCGAGAAGAGCGUGUACGAAGCUGACCUAGCCGAGAAUAGCGCCCCCGGGACUCCCAUCCUGCAGCUGCGUGCCGCCGACCUGGACGUGGGGGUCAACGGACAGAUCGAGUAUGUGUUCGGAGCGGCUACCGAAUCCGUGCGGCGGCUGCUGCGCCUGGACGAGACGUCCGGCUGGCUCAGUGUCCUGCACCGUAUCGACCGCGAGGAGGUGAACCAGCUGCGCUUCACCGUCAUGGCCCGCGACCGCGGGCAGCCCCCCAAGACCGACAAGGCCACGGUGGUCCUCAACAUCAAGGACGAGAACGAUAAUGUCCCGUCCAUUGAAAUCCGCAAGAUCGGGCGUAUCCCACUCAAGGACGGGGUGGCCAACGUGGCCGAGGAUGUUCUGGUCGACACCCCCAUCGCUCUGGUACAGGUGUCCGACCGAGACCAAGGCGAGAAUGGGGUAGUCACCUGCACCGUGGUGGGUGACGUGCCCUUCCAGCUCAAGCCGGCCAGCGACACAGAGGGCGACCAGAACAAGAAAAAGUACUUUCUGCACACCUCGGCCCCUUUGGACUAUGAGACCACCCGGGAAUUCAACGUGGUCAUUGUGGCGGUGGACUCGGGCAGCCCCAGCCUCUCCAGCAACAACUCCCUGGUUGUCAAGGUAGGAGACACCAAUGACAACCCGCCCGUCUUUGGCCAGUCCGUGGUGGAGGUUUACUUUCCAGAGAACAACAUCCCUGGAGAGAGGGUGGCCACGGUGCUGGCGACAGACGCGGACAGUGGGAAAAAUGCAGAGAUUGCCUACUCUCUGGAUUCCUCCGUGAUGGGGAUCUUUGCCAUCGAUCCUGAUUCUGGGGACAUCCUUGUCAAUACGGUGCUGGACCGAGAGCAGACAGACAGGUAUGAGUUUAAAGUUAAUGCCAAAGACAAAGGCAUCCCAGUGCUGCAGGGCAGCACCACGGUGAUUGUGCAGGUGGCUGACAAGAAUGACAAUGACCCUAAGUUUAUGCAGGAUGUCUUUACCUUUUAUGUGAAAGAAAACUUGCAGCCCAACAGCCCGGUGGGGAUGGUCACGGUGAUGGAUGCAGACAAGGGGCGCAAUGCGGAGAUGAGCCUCUACAUAGAGGAAAACAGUAACAUUUUUUCCAUUGAAAAUGACACAGGGACCAUUUACUCCACAAUGUCUUUUGACCGGGAACAUCAGACCACAUACACCUUCAGAGUCAAGGCUGUGGAUGGGGGGGAUCCUCCCAGAUCAGCCACAGCCACAGUCUCUCUCUUUGUGAUGGAUGAGAAUGACAAUGCUCCCACAGUUACCCUUCCCAGAAACAUUUCCUACACUUUACUGCCACCUUCAAGUAAUGUCAGGACAGUAGUAGCUACAGUGUUGGCAACAGACAGUGAUGAUGGCAUCAAUGCAGACCUUAACUACAGCAUUGUGGGAGGGAAUCCCUUCAAGCUGUUUGAGAUCGAUUCCACCAGUGGUGUGGUUUCCUUAGUGGGAAAACUCACCCAAAAGCAUUAUGGCUUGCACAGGUUGGUGGUGCAAGUGAAUGACAGUGGACAGCCUUCCCAGUCCACCACGACUCUGGUGCAUGUGUUUGUCAAUGAAAGUGUUUCUAAUGCAACUGUGAUUGACUCCCAGAUAGCCAGAAGUUUGCACACCCCACUCACCCAGGACAUAGCUGGUGACCCAAGUUAUGAAAUUAGCAAACAGAGACUCAGUAUUGUCAUUGGGGUGGUUGCUGGAAUUAUGACAGUGAUUCUCAUCAUCUUAAUUGUAGUGAUGGCAAGGUACUGCCGGUCCAAAAAUAAAAAUGGCUAUGAAGCUGGCAAAAAAGAUCAUGAAGACUUUUUUACACCCCAGCAGCACGACAAAUCUAAAAAGCCUAAAAAGGACAAGAAAAACAAAAAGUCUAAGCAGCCUCUCUACAGCAGCAUUGUCACUGUAGAAGCUUCUAAACCAAAUGGACAGAGGUAUGAUAGUGUCAAUGAGAAGCUGUCAGACAGCCCAAGCAUGGGGCGAUACCGAUCCGUUAAUGGGGGGCCCGGCAGUCCUGACCUGGCCAGGCAUUACAAAUCUAGUUCUCCGUUGCCUACUGUCCAGCUUCACCCCCAGUCACCAACUGCAGGAAAAAAACACCAGGCCGUACAAGAUCUACCACCAGCCAACACAUUUGUGGGAGCAGGAGACAACAUUUCAAUUGGAUCAGAUCACUGCUCUGAAUACAGCUGUCAAACCAAUAACAAGUACAGCAAACAGCCGUUUCGUAGAGUGACGUUUUCUGUUGUGAGUCAGCCUCAGGACCCACAUCAGGGGUCACUGCAGAGUUGCUAUGACAGCGGGCUGGAGGAGUCAGAGACACCAAGCAGUAAGAGUUCAUCAGGGCCAAGGCUGGGUGCCCUUCCACUCCCAGAGGACAACUAUGAAAGGACCACGCCGGAUGGCAGUGUUGGUGAGGCAGAGCAUAUGGAAAAUGAUUCAAGACCUCUUCCAGAUGUAGCCCUGACUGGGAAGUGUACCCGUGAGUGUGAUGAAUAUGGCCACUCAGACUCCUGCUGGAUGCCGGUCCGCACUUCUCCAGAGAGGAAGAAGAGCCAGCCCAAACUCUCCACUUUCAUGCCUGUUGAUGAACGAGGAAGCCAGGAAAAGCUGGCCAAUGGUGAGGCCGCCAUCAUGGGUGACCGCAACAGAAACCUCCUGAACAAAAAGUUGACCUCGUCCUAUGAGACCUUCAGUGCAGCUAGUUUCAGCAAAAAUGAGGAAGCCAACCCUGAGGAUAUUCCCCUUACAAAAACAGGGGAAUACAAGCCAUCUCCUGUCAAUACUCUCACUAGAAGAGAAGUUUACCUGUAGGCUAUAAAGAAGAACAGCAAAGUUCUUUCCAUGUAUGAGAAGGAGAAUAAGGGGCAAAAAACCUUACAAAAACCGUGUAAUCAAAAAGAGGGGGCUACCAAAGAGACAAAGCUUUGCCUGCCACUUCUGCCUCCAGAUCAGGCCUUUAGUGAUACUGUUAGCCUGAUUGUAAUGUAUAAUGUAGAAACCAUCCUUGUUACUUGCAUGUCUAACCCCCUCACUGAUUAUUCCCAACACCCGCUAUUCCUCUUCCCCAUCCCCCUCCAAGGAGGAAAAAAAAAAAAAAAUUGGUUGCAAGUUUCUUUCAUGGUAACAAGCCUGAUUAGCAGAACACAACACACCCUCAUUAUCCCUAAGCUGAAGCAUGAUUUAGUCACUUUGAUUUAGUUAGAAUGCCAUCCGGUUGGUCAAAAAAACACCACAAAAAGCAAAACACCGAAAAACAAAGAACAGAUCAGGUAAAAUGUAUUUCAGACAUACCAUCAGAAUAUGAUUAAUCACCAUGAAAGGCAAUUCCCCCAAAAUG
Messenger RNA from Neomonachus schauinslandi (Hawaiian monk seal), 5361 nucleotides. It is a transcript of the gene PCDH7, whose product is annotated as protocadherin 7. Gene Ontology annotation, molecular function: calcium ion binding. Bases 1056 to 4835 code for a protein of 1259 amino acids. The record is from RefSeq and is a predicted model, not a curated record. Gene Ontology annotation, cellular component: plasma membrane. Gene Ontology annotation, biological process: homophilic cell-cell adhesion. Lineage: Eukaryota; Metazoa; Chordata; Mammalia; Carnivora; Phocidae. The transcript has 3 exons.